AUGACCGAUACACGAACACUGUCAUCAUCAUCUUCAACAACAAAUCAUGUUAAUGGUACAAAUACAGUAUCAUCAUUACCUUCUGAUCUAAAUAAUAUUAAUGAUUUAACAGCUUAUGUUAAUACAAUUUUUCGUCAAAUGGAAGAAAGAUUUCUUGCUGCAAGUGAUCAAGUUAUGAAUCGUAUGAAUGAAUUAGGUAGAAAAAUUGAUACACUUGAAUCAAAUCUUGGUGAUAUUAUUUCACAUUUACCAUCGGAAGAAUCAACAACAACAGGAUCAUCACAAUCAAUAACAGGAACAACAAUACAACAAUAA
Rotaria sordida is the source of this 315-nucleotide messenger RNA. The record is from the annotation of a GenBank genome assembly. Lineage: Eukaryota; Metazoa; Rotifera; Eurotatoria; Philodinida; Philodinidae.